This is a messenger RNA of Alosa sapidissima (American shad), 3095 nucleotides long. RefSeq names its product WD repeat domain 5 (gene wdr5). Gene Ontology annotation, cellular component: Set1C/COMPASS complex. Lineage: Eukaryota; Metazoa; Chordata; Actinopteri; Clupeiformes; Clupeidae. The transcript is spliced from 14 exons. The record is from RefSeq and is a predicted model, not a curated record. Gene Ontology annotation, molecular function: histone binding. Bases 251 to 1255 code for a protein of 334 amino acids.
UGCGCACAAGUGGUCGAACACUGCUGCCACAUUCCCCGCCUGAGGCUGAAGCCGAAAAGAAGUGCUCAUCCGCUUCUACUUUGUACAAAACAAAGCGAAUCCUUGCAGAAAUUAUCGUAAAAUAUUACUUAGAUCCACCCUCCCCUUGACACAGAAUAAAGUACCUACGUGACGUUUGAUCAAUCAUCGGCCCGACCUCUGGCUGACGUGGAACCAGUUCCAACAAACCCAUUCUCCCCGCUCCAUCACCAUGGCAACAGAGGAGAAGAAACCAGACACCGAAGCCACUAAAACACAGUCGACAUCAUCUGGCUCUGCCAGCCAGAGCAAGUCGGUGCCGGUGAAGCCAAACUACACCUUGAAGUUCACCCUAGCCGGACACACCAAAGCAGUCUCCUCAGUGAAGUUCAGUCCCAGUGGAGAGUGGUUAGCCAGCUCCUCUGCUGACAAAUUGAUCAAAAUAUGGGGGGCAUACGAUGGGAAGUUUGAGAAGACAAUAUCUGGACACAAACUUGGAAUCUCUGAUGUGGCCUGGUCUUCUGAUUCCAACUUGCUGGUGUCUGCCUCUGACGACAAGACUCUCAAGAUCUGGGAUGUCAGCUCGGGGAAGUGUUUGAAGACGUUGAAAGGCCACAGCAACUACGUAUUCUGCUGCAACUUCAACCCCCAGUCCAACCUGAUUGUGUCAGGAUCGUUUGAUGAGAGCGUGAGGAUAUGGGAUGUGAAAACGGGCAAGUGCCUGAAGACUCUACCAGCCCACUCAGACCCUGUCUCUGCUGUGCACUUUAACAGAGAUGGAUCCCUCAUUGUGUCCAGCAGUUAUGAUGGCCUGUGCCGAAUUUGGGACACAGCAUCUGGCCAGUGUCUGAAAACGCUAAUCGAUGAUGACAACCCCCCUGUGUCUUUCGUGAAGUUCUCCCCCAACGGUAAAUACAUUCUGGCUGCCACGUUGGACAAUACUCUCAAACUUUGGGAUUACAGCAAAGGAAAGUGCUUGAAGACAUACACGGGACACAAAAACGAGAAGUACUGCAUAUUUGCCAAUUUCUCUGUCACAGGUGGCAAGUGGAUUGUCUCUGGGUCAGAGGACAAUAUGGUCUACAUCUGGAAUCUGCAGACCAAAGAGAUUGUACAGAAACUACAGGGGCACACAGAUGUGGUGAUUGCCACUGCCUGCCACCCCACAGAAAACAUCAUUGCCUCGGCCGCGUUAGAAAACGACAAAACCAUCAAACUGUGGAGGAGCGACUGCUAAACUACCGAGCAGCCCUGCUGGGAAGGAGUGCCGAUUCCAAUGGGCUUAUUUUAUUUUUCUUUUUUUUGUAUGUUUCAUUUUUUGAGUAUAUAAGGAAAAAAAAAAAAACGAAAUGAAAGAAGAAAAUAAAAAAGGACUUUUUUUUGUCAGAUGGAGGCCUGGUAGAUCAGCCAAGGCCAGAGAGGAGCGCAUGAGCACACCAUGUCCUGAAGCAGUCCGCAAUCGCACAACUCUCGUCCCCCACCACCACCUCGUAGCUCCGCUAGCUCCUGCACACACACACACACACACGCACGCACGCACAUGGCUCACUACAACCUAACGCUUGUGCACUACAACACAACCACUUUCCGUUUCCUUCUCUGUCCCCUGGUCUCUCUCUCUCUCUUGGCCUUAUGUACUGUCUGGUGGAUGUUUUUUUUUGUCCCUUCCCUUUUUCUUCCUCUUUUUACUCGUCCGUCUUUGAGGGUUGCACUUCUCGCACUACGCCUCCCCAAGCAGCUUCUCGUAGUGAUGUCCUUGCUUUUUCUCUCCACACAGCAAAAUGAAGAAAAACGUACUCAAGUCUUACUUACUUAACCCUUUCUGCAGUGACAGCUCUUCCACACACCGUGCUCUGUAGGAUUCAGUCUUGUUGUGUUUACUUUUUUUUUCUCUCUCUCUGCUGUGCAUGAACUGUGACGGGGUCAACUCACACAGCCAUCGAACUCCCACUCCCAGAAGUGCGCUUUGUGUCACAUUAGGUUACCCUUUUUUUGUGUACUGUUCCUUUAAGUGGUCUUUUUGUUAUUUGUACUUUAAAGAUUGAAAAAAAAAAAAAGGUUUUAUGGGCAGGUGUUAGUUGGAAGAAAUUACCAGAAAAGAACUGUAGGGCAGCAGGCCCCUCACACACCAGUAUAGAUGACGAAAAUGCUUUUUAAAUGUCAGAAUAAUAGAGGAAGCCUUGAAACGAUCCAGUGUUCAAUGUCUGCAUACUACAGCAGUUAACCUGUUCAAUGGUGCUUACCGUACAGUGAACCAAGGGUGGCUAUGACUUUGUCUUAGUAAUUGUAAAUAGAGAUGGCAUCAGAUUAAAGAUUUUCACUCCGGAGUUAUUAGUUUAACCUUAAUUUAUGUUUUCGUUCAUAUAUUUGUACUCAGUAGUGUUUAAAAAAAAAAAAAGGUUUCUCGGUCGUCUGUAUUCUAAUCGUAACGUCGGCAGCUUUGUGUGUUGGACGCACAUGUUGCAGUGUCAGUUGUUUUUUUUUUUUGAAUGCAUGUUCCAUAAUUGUCAUUUACCACACAAUACAGUGAGGGGGUAAUGCUGUAUAUUUUAAGUUCUAUGGCAAUUUUGUUGUGCACACCUGGCUUGUUGUCUUCUUCACCAAGGGGUAUUCAAAGUACGUGGUUUAGGGUCAAAAACAGACAAACUCAAAGUAAGUGGUAAAACUCCCAAUAUAGGUUUUUCUCUGGUUUCUUUCUCCAUCAAAACCAAGCCAUAGAGCUACUCUUAGGUUUACCACUUAUUCUGAGGUAAACCACGUAGGUGAAAUACCCCACCAGUAGUGCAUAGUUUGAAAUAUAAACAGCUGCCCGUCACGGCACAGUCCAAGCUAAGAAUGCCCUCUCUUUAGAUGGGUUGUCACCAUGCCCAUAACUUAUUGGAUGAAUAAUUAUAUGGCAAGACUAGCUGGGUAUACGCUCAAAGUUCGUAAAAAAUAUAUUUAAAAAAUUAAGGGAAUUGAAAGGUGUUGACCAAGAUAUUGAGCUAAGACCACAUGGCUCAUAUUAAGACUUCUUUACUUGAGUUCCCCUCAUUGAGUUUCUCAAUUUUGCCCAUGAACCUGGCUCAGUAUCAAAG